GAUUUUGUUGUUGUUGAAGGCCUGAUUUCUGCCUUUUGGUUCCUUGGCUGUAUGUAUUUCGGCUUGCAUGAGAAACAGUAAUGGCGACAGAAUUCAUCAAGAGCUGCUGCAGAGGGUGUUUGUACCUUGAUAAAGAAAAGCAAAACUCAUCUCUGGAGACGGACUCUGAAGUUGCAGCCAAAUGUAGACCAGAUGCUGAGGAGAAACCUCCUUUAUCAUCUGUGUCGGUGAAGCGGCAGGUCGGCUGUUCAGAGGAUUAUCUUCUUUCCAAACUCCCCCCAGGGGGCAAGGAAGUACCCUUUGUCGUUCCACAAUUCAAGCUUGCCUACAUUCAGCCCAGGAACCUUGGUGGUUCUUCUCACCUUACAGGAAUUCAAGGUUCUGCUGUAACAUCUUUUGGUGACCGGAAGGCAGAACUUUCCAGUAUGUACCAGCAAGGGCCUCUCUUUGAUGUGGUGUAUAACCCAUUCUACAUGCAACAGCAUCCACCUCCUUCCCCAGAUUUGAUUAGAUGCCGCCCAGAAAAAUCAGACAAUAGAAGACUAUAUGGGUCAGUUUGUGAUUUAAGAAGUAGCACAUUGCCUGGCUUAUCCACUUUAAGUAACUCUAUGUUUGAUCUUACAAGUCCGCCCAACCGAUUCGUGAAGAGAUAUGAUUCGGUCUCCAGUGUUCCGAGUAGCAACUCGUCGAGGAAAGAUUCGCAAGGUAGUAACAGGAGCCUAGAUACCAUUACAUUAUCAGGUGACGAACGAGAAUUUGGCAGGCUGAAUGUGAAGCUGUGGUAUGUUCCUUCAGUGGAACAGAUCUGGAUCACAGUCUUACAAUGUAAAGAUCUGAGCUGGUCAUCUAGCUGUGGAGAAAACCCUCAUAUUUCUGUCAAGGGAAUCCUUACGUUGUCUAAACCAGUGCAAUUCAAAUGUAUGGCCAAAGAAGCUUCCAGCGACAUGGAAUUCAUGGAAACCUUUGUCUUUGCUAUCAAGCUGCAACUGCUGCAGACUGCCAGACUAGUGUUCAAAGUACAAGCUGUGACUCCCAGAAAGAAAACCAUAGGAGAGUGUGCCCUGCCACUGCGAGAACUCAACACACAAGAAACUGACUAUUGGUUAAUAAUAGCGCCUCCUUCCAAAGCAUCAGUAUGUUCUGCAGAACUGAAAAUAGGUACCUGUUUUCAAGCAGUAAAUAGCCGGAUCCAGAUGCAAAUUCUUGAAGCCCAGAACCUCCCAAGCUCAUCCACACCAUUAUCUUCAAAUUUUUUUGUGAAGGCUGCAAUGUUUAGCACUGGAGGGCUGGUUGACAAAAAGAAGACCCGCCUACUGAAGUCUACCAAUAGUCGAGUGAAAUGGGGCGAAACGAUGAUUUUUCCAGUGAGCCCGAAUGAGCAAGGGGUUAACUUUCUCAUCAAACUGUACAGCAGGAGCUCAGUGAGAAGAAAACAUUUUCUGGGACAGGUGUGCCUGAGCAGCGACAGCAACAGUAGUGAAGCUGCAGAUCAGUGGAGGGACACAGUGGCUAACCCAGAGAAGGUUGUCAUUAAGUGGCAUAAUGUCUGCCCAGCAUGAUGCUGCUCUGUGGGCAGGGUUUUCUUCGUUGUGGAAUGGACUUGGCCCAAGAAGCCUGCUGCACUUAUUUGAAAUGAACAAGCACUGAAUAUGACAAUGAGGACAACUGGCACCUGUGCAGACUCUGUGGAAUGUCAUUUCUGGCAAAGAAA
This is a messenger RNA of Euleptes europaea (tarantolino), 1711 nucleotides long. RefSeq names its product tandem C2 domains, nuclear (gene TC2N). The record is from RefSeq and is a predicted model, not a curated record. The transcript is spliced from 11 exons. Bases 81 to 1559 code for a protein of 492 amino acids. NCBI's taxonomy places the organism in Eukaryota, Metazoa, Chordata, Lepidosauria, Squamata, Sphaerodactylidae. Gene Ontology annotation, cellular component: nucleus.